UCUUAUAGCAAUGGCCUCUUCCAAAGCUCUCCAAAUGAUCUUCCCUUUCACCCUUCUUCUUCUUUUCUUCUUCCCUCAUCCAAAUAUAUCAACUCCAAUGAUUUUGAAACAUAAUUCCCACAACAUGAAUGCAUCUUCCUUAAUGUUUCUUAAGAAGGAUCUCCAAGGAUGUCGUGUAGGUGAUACAAUACAAGGCAUUCAUCAAAUAAAAAAAUACCUUCAACGUUUUGGUUACAUUACCAAUAUUAAAAAGCACUCCAAUUACCCCAUAUUUGAUGACACUUUUGACCAUAUCUUGGAAUCCGCCCUUAAAACUUACCAAAAAAACCACAAUCUUGUUCCCUCUGGAAUCUUGGACUCCAACACCAUUGCCCAAAUGGCUAUGCCUAGAUGUGGGGUUCAAGAUGUAAUAAAUGGAACAACAAGAAAAAGAAACCAAAUUUACAAAAAUGGCCAUACCCAUUUCCACAAAGUUUCUCACUUUACUUUAUUUGAAGGAAACCCAAAAUGGCCUUCUUCAAAAUUCCAUUUAAGCUAUGCAUUUCCUCCAGGCUACCCAAGUGAAGCAAUAAUGGCAGUGUCAAGAGCUUUCUCAAAGUGGGCUUUGAAUACCCAUUUCACAUUUUCACAUGUUGUAGACUAUAACAAAGCUGAUAUCAAAAUAAGCUUUGAAAGAGGAGAGCAUGGAGAUGAUGCUUCGUUUGAUGGUGUGGGAGGAAUUUUAGCACAUGCUUAUCCACCAACGGAUGGAAGGCUUCAUUUUGAUGCUGAUGAGCCUUGGUCUGUGGGAGCAAUUUCUGGUUAUUUUGAUGUUGAAACUGUGGCUUUGCAUGAGAUUGGACAUAUUCUUGGCCUUCAACAUAGCUCUAUUGGAACAGCUAUUAUGUUCCCAAGUAUAUCAGCUGGUGUUACUAAGGGUUUGCAUUGGGAUGAUAUUGCUGGAAUUAAGGCUCUAUAUCGAGUUUGAUAUAAUCAAUACUCAAAUUAAGAUGCUUGUGAAUACUUGAUUAAAGCUAAAUUAUGGAAAAUACAUGUAAAAUGUCUUAAUGUGUUGAAUUAUGUUUAGGUUUGUUGUAUUAUUUAUAUCCAAAUC
This is a messenger RNA of Benincasa hispida (wax gourd), 1093 nucleotides long. RefSeq names its product metalloendoproteinase 2-MMP-like. Gene Ontology annotation, cellular component: extracellular matrix. NCBI's taxonomy places the organism in Eukaryota, Viridiplantae, Streptophyta, Magnoliopsida, Cucurbitales, Cucurbitaceae. Gene Ontology annotation, biological process: extracellular matrix organization; proteolysis; collagen catabolic process. The record is from RefSeq and is a predicted model, not a curated record. Gene Ontology annotation, molecular function: zinc ion binding; metalloendopeptidase activity.